UAGAUCGGUUGCCUCCCCCGUCCCUCUCCACCUCCCGCUACUUAUAUACCAAAGCCUCGGCUUGUAAGGGUCAGCUCCUUCCUCACCGCACCUCGCCUCGCCUUGCCUACCUCUCUCCUCUCCACCUCCAGCUCCCUCCCUCUAUCUUUGCCUCCAACUGCAGCUGCGUCUGCUGCUGCUGCCAUACUUGUUGCAUCUAUAGACUCCUCCUCCGCAGGAACCAACACCGCCUUCAGGUGAGUUUAAAUAGAUACGUCGAUCGACCAGACGUGGGAGAAGCCAGUAGCAUGAGGGACAUGGCAGAGAGGAGAUCAAGGCAUGGGCACGGGCAUGCCAACGUCGUGCCGUUCGGGGCAGGAGCAGGAGGAGGGUUGCAGCACGGAGAGCAUGACCAGGAGAAGGUCAAGGAGAAGAAGCUGGACAUGAGCGGCCUGUCCAUGGACACUAUCCCGCACCUCACCAUGUCCCUUGGCCACAUCACCACCUUGGACCUCUCCAACAACAAUCUCGAGAGCAUUCCAGAGUCAAUGAUCGCGCGGCUGCUGAACGUGGUGGUGCUGGACGUGCGCUCCAACCAGCUCAAGUCGCUGCCCAACUCCAUCGGCUGCCUCUCCAAGCUCCGGGUCCUCAACGUCUCCGGCAAUCUGCUCCAGUCCCUUCCCGCCACCAUCGAAGAAUGCCGUGCGCUGGAGGAGCUGAACGCCAACUUCAACCAGCUGACGAGGCUGCCGGAUACACUGGGCUUCGAGCUCCACAGCCUCCGGAGGCUCUCCGUCAACUCCAACAAGCUCACCAGCCUGCCCUUCUCCACCUCGCACAUGACAGCGCUGCGGGCCCUGGACGCGCGCCUCAACUGCAUCCGUGCCCUCCCCGAGGGCCUUGAGAACCUCGUCAACCUCGAGGUGCUCAACGUCAGCCAGAACUUCCACUUCCUCAGGGAGCUGCCCUACGGCCUGGGGCUCCUCACCUCGCUCCGGGAGCUUGACAUCAGCUACAACUCCAUCUCCGUGCUCCCAGACUCCAUGGGCUGCCUAGCCAAGCUCAACAAGUUCAGUGCCGUCGGGAACCCGCUUGUCUGCCCCCCUAUGGACAUCGUUGAGCAGAGCCUUGACGCCAUGCGUACCUACCUCAGCUCCAGGAUGAACGGCACCGGCGUCAACGCCAAGAAGAAGAAGGGGUGGCUGCCCAGGAUGGUCAAGUACAACACCUUCUCCGCGCGGAUGACUCCCGGACGCAAGAGUGCCCACGACAACUCUGAGGGCUUCUCGAUGUCAGACUACCACUCGCUCAACGGCUCCGCGUCUCCGGGGUUCCUCUCCAUGCUUUCGCCACGACGGCUCUUCUCGCCGCGGAGAGAUUCGCCCAAGCAUCAUUAAGGGUGGUCCACCUUGUAAGUGGUUUGAUCUUUCAAGUAUUCAGAUGAAAUGAUCCUAGGUGCUGCUGUUUCUGCAGGUGUGUACAUAUGUCUGAAGAGGUAUAUAUACCGUAGUGCAUAUAGUAGUACAACAGGGCAUUGAUGUACAUAGAAACUAAAAAGAGCGGUUUUACCUUCCUUCUGUAUUUUUGAUUACUCGUUACAGAUGCUUUUGUAAGUGCGGUGGAUUUUGAGUAAAAUUGUAAUCCUUUGUAUGUUGAAUGAACAUAAAGUUUGAGGUUUGGAAUGUAAUCCUUUGUGUUGAAUGAA
Molecule: messenger RNA, 1684 nt
Organism: Triticum dicoccoides
Lineage: Eukaryota; Viridiplantae; Streptophyta; Magnoliopsida; Poales; Poaceae
Product: plant intracellular Ras-group-related LRR protein 1-like
Exons: 4
Coding region: 288-1376 (362 amino acids)
Cellular component (GO): cytoplasm
Molecular function (GO): protein binding
Source: RefSeq, a predicted model, not a curated record